Heterobilharzia americana is the source of this 630-nucleotide messenger RNA. Lineage: Eukaryota; Metazoa; Platyhelminthes; Trematoda; Strigeidida; Schistosomatidae. The record is from the annotation of a GenBank genome assembly.
AUGGUCAUGUCUCGGUCAUGCAAUUUAUCAUCUUUGCCACGUUCUCAGUUCCACUUGCAUAGUGAAGAGAUCAGGGAGAUAGGUGGCUAUUUCAUUGUUCACGGGAAAGAGCGUGUCCUAAGACUUCUUAUCAUGGCGAGGCGGAACUAUCCCUUGGCUAUUUCUAGGCCGACUUUCAAGAAGCGUGGACAUGGCUACACUGAGCGUGCCAUUGUGAUGAGAUGUGUCAGGGAAGAUGAAUCAGUGUCGAUUUUGAUGCUUCAUUGGUUGGUGAAUGGAGAACCAGCCUUAGCAUUUAUAGUGGAGCGCGAACAGUUUCUAGUCCCUGUCUCCAUUAUACUCCGAGCUUUAGUCAAGAAAACUGAGUUCGAAAUUUUCGAUGAUAUUCGACGUGGCAGUGGAGAGUCCCUCUCUCUUGAAGAGAAUGCUAUGCGGAUUCUUAUGCGUCUGAAAGAUGAAGAAUAUAGUUCACCGACUCGAGCUUUAUGUUAUUUAGGUGGGCUAUUCCGCAAACGAAUGGAUGUUCCUGAUCGAUUGUCAGACGAAGAAGCUGGAAAUUUCUCCUCAGGGAAUACAUUGCAAUUCAUUUGUCAUCAUUUUCAGAUAAGUAUCAUAUACUCUGCUUUAUGA